AUGAGGCCGCCGCCACCAGCAGCCCUGGCGCGGGCAAAGUCCUUGCAGAGUGACAGGCUACUUGGUCUUCUAGCUCUGGCAAAGCGUAUUUGCUGCCUGGCCGCUGACAUCGAAAGGAUCGACCGAGGUGCUGGCCGAGCAAGAAUCGUUCCCUCGUUCUCGUUCCGCAAUGCUGCUGGCCCUUCCGGCCUUCACAGCUCGACGUUACUGCUUUGCGACUUAAUGUAUCCAAAAGUCAGCGCGUUGACUUGUGUUCGAGCGAACAAGGCCGUUCCACCUCGCAUUGGAUUGCGGCAAGGCUUCUCUCAACUCCGACAGCUCCGUCUGCCUUCCAAGAAUGCUGCAUCGAUGCAACCUCGUCGAUAUCUACAGACAAGAGAUGCCUCAACUGCAGCCGUUUCUGCCAAACUUGGAGAUACACACGUCAACCAACACUCAGGAUCUUCGUCUUUCUCGCAAAAUCAUUUACCACUGUCAGCCAAUUCCCAUUUGCAACCGACACCAGAUCACACUUCGCCUUUCGAUGACCCUGCCGGAAAGUUCAGCGGCUCUCUCAACCACUGGCUCUCUCCUUGGCAAGCCGCUCGUCGAAAGGUGACGCACAAAGAUAAACAAAUGAAGGCACGCAUUACGCAGGUCCUUGAUGACUUCAAAGCAGAUUUUGCGCCGGGAUGGAGAGAACGGAGCGAUACAAAUGGUCUCAACCGACGCAGGCUCGCAGCUCAUCGACUCUGGCGAGUGUAUCAGACAUACGCUCACAAAGAAAGGCUACCGUCCUAUUUGCGAGUCAACAUUGCAAAUGCACUCGUCCUGUCCGCACACUACAUCACCACUAACAAAUCACACUCACCCCAAUCAAAGGCCCUGCGACACCUCUUGGGUCGACGUAUCAGCGCCAUCAUCCAGGACUGCAAUUACGUCCGCGCCAAAAAGUCGCCUGCUACAGCCUCGAGAUCGUCUUCGACAAAACACUUGGAGUUUACGGUCUCAAUGCUCCAGCCCAUCUCGCUGGCUCUUCAGGCACAGCCCAUCUCAGCUCUCAAACUUAUGGACGAGGUCUUGCUCUGUUCUCGUCCCGACGUUUACAGCUCCAAGUCACAGCAUAACAUGCAGACCGAAUAUUUGUCUCCCAUUCACACCACCUUGCUUACCAUUCUCGAUUCGAUCAAUUUCGAAGUCAACUGUCGACCAAACGCCGAGACUCUUGCCAACUCGAUCCUGUCACAGCCUCAUUUCUUCGAAGAUGACGGCAUGCUAGCAGACCUCCAGAUGGGUCAGGAACCGCCCUCGGAGUCUGGCAAUCCCAUCGAGAAGAUCCUUGAAUGGAUCGUCGAAUCGCCGCAUGCAUUUCUGUUCUCGCACCAUUAUUUUCGAGGUGCUCGCACUUUGUUCUUCCAGUGCUUGUCGCAGGCGCGAGACCCCCAUCAUCUGCUCGAACUUCUCAGCCGAGAUCGUGACCCUGCACAGCCCGGCUUUCUGUUCGCUUGCGAGUUGCUGCUUCGAUCCGUGCUUCGCAACAGCCCGGAAGCGGCACUCGAACUGUAUGAUGACCUCUGGUCUAGGGGUAUUGACUUGCCCGACAGCCUCGUCCAACGCUUGAUCAAAGAAAGCGGCGGUCAAGCGCCAGCAGCUCGGCUCGAGGCGCUACUCCACCGCGUCACCAACACAAAGUCUGAAGGUCAAGCUCGCGUGUCUGUCAAGGUUCUGCGCAGCGUCGCCAUCUCCUGGGCGAUACGCAACCGUACAGAUCGAGUGAUGGCCCUGUUGGCUCAUCUAAAGCGGCGCUCGACCAAGGGACACGACGAAUUCUCUCAAAAGGUCUUGGCGGAGCUUGCCGCCGCGCGUGGUGAUGUACAGUCACUCCAUGAGCAACUAGCCGAGAAAUACGAUUUCCAAGCUCGUAAUGUGGUCGGAUGCGCGGCUGGCAAAGUUCCACUUGAUGGUAAGGCCUACGCUCUUCUCAUUAAAUCCUGCAACCGCUCGGACGACGUUGAUCUGGCCGAGUUCUACCUCGCCGAAGCGCUUGAAAGAGGAAUACCGCUCAGGCCAUCCGACUUCAACCUGGUGAUUGACAUGCACAUCCGCAAGACCAACGUCGACGCAGCACUGGCCAUCUUUGAGCAGAUGAAGGAGUUUGGUGCUCAGCCAGACACCUACACUUACACCAUCCUCAUUCAUGGCUUCGCCCUGCGUCGCGACCCAGAAUGUGCUGCACAUGCUCUGAGGGCCAUGAUUGCAGCACACAAAACCCCGGAUCGCAUCACGUAUGCUGCCUUGCUCAAUUGCUUUGUCGAGUCUGGACUGUAUGAGACAGCGACCCACCUGUUCGCUUGGAUGCAGGGUCAACGCGAUGUUCGAAUCCGCCCCACUAUCGAGGUCUGCAACAUUAUCCUCAAGGCAUACGUGCUUAGCCGCCUGCCCGUGCAGAAGGUGAUGAGGUUCGUCGACAGAGUUUGUAAAUUGGGACUGCUGCCGAACGCAAACACGUACGCUCUCAUGAUGCAAAGUGCAUGCGACGCAGGUCUCAUGGAUGUAGCCGAGGAAGUGUUUUCGGAAGCCGAGUCGGCGCUACCCAACCUCGCAGGAGCGGGUAUCGGACAGGGUGCUAACGUGUAUCACUUCACCAUCAUGAUCCAUGGCUACCUCCGUCUUGGCAAUCAUGCGGAAGCCAAGGACUAUUUCGACGAGAUGCAGAGCCGAAAGCUCACGCCUAGCGCCAUCACCUGGAGUGUUAUGGUCCACAGCUAUGCUCACAGCGAAAACGAGGCCAACUACGAUCUUGCUUGCAAUCUUGUCUCGCAGCUCGUCACAGACGAGACCAAGAGGAUCUUCCGACCGUCAUCAUGGGAAACUUCCAGUACUCGUACUCAACUGUCCAAAGUGCAAAAGGCCGAUCGCGUCGUCAGCGCAAACAAGCUGGCCGCAAAGCACAGUGCACCCUUUGAGACGCUAUAUACAGUGCUCAUGGUAGCACAAGCUCAUCGCGGCGAGCCAGAGAAUGUCGAGCAAACGCUCCAGACCAUGUUGCGUCACAUGCCUCGGUUGUCCGUUCCUGUGUUGACGCCGCUUCUCGAUGCGUAUCGACGAGCAGGUGACAUCGACAGUGCCUUGGGGUUGUUCGACCAGAUCUACGAAUCCGCACUCAGAUCAUCGCGCAGUAACAGCCGUCGUGUCUACGCCUACAGCCAGUCGGACAGUGACGACGCGGUGGAGGAGCAAGGCUCGGCCUCGCAGGCAUUGAACCAACGUAGGCAGGAUGCGAGCAGUCGAAAUCAGCUCUGCCUUCCGAUCUCGAUAAUGAUCGAUCUCUUGUCUUCGGCUGGUCGACAUGAGGAGAUUGCCAAGAUGUGGGCAAGGGCCAAGAAUGAUGGCUUCGGCUUUGAUUCGGACAACUGGAACCAUCUGGCCGCCUCGAUGGCUCGGGCUGGCCAACUUGAAGAAGCACUUUCUGUUGUCGAGCAUGUGCUUUACCGCAAUCCUCCGAAUGCAUGGAUGCGGUCACGCUUGCACGCAGAUGUGCGAGAUCAUGGAGCAGUGAGUGAUGCUGCUGGCGAGGCGCAGGUCAACGAGCUUGCAAGUGGCUCCGACGAGGAAGAACCUGGCGAAUCCGAGUGCCUGGAUCGUGAGUCGCAGGAAGCGGCUGACUUUGAUUUCUUGCCAGCCAAUACACUGCUCGAUCCAGCUGUGGCACAUCGUCCCGAUGCCACGAGUGCACCCGCUGAUUCUCUGAGCCGCCGACACGAGAAUCGAACUGACGACGACCCCUAUGUGGAUCUACCGUUCGAGCGUAGCGAACCGAGUUCUGCACAAGAAGAUGCUUCUGAGCCGGACCCGAUGCGUGAUUUACGGCUCGAAGAAUCGUACACCGAGCCAAGCGCAUUCUACCUCGAUUCGUCUGCCAAGCUCCCCUACAAACGCGAUCUGGUCUCAAACGGCGACUCGUUCUCACCCUGGUACGCUCACUUUGCUACUAUGGAGGCUAUCAGUCGCGGACUCGCCAAUCUGCGUGAAGCGUCCAAGGUCAUCACUUUGCUCGACACGUAUCGCACCGCUGCCGAUCUGUUGGAUCUGCACGAGAGGAAGGUCGAGAUCAUCCGAGAGAGGCAGAAGGACGAAGCUGUCAGGAGUGCCAGGGACCUGAUUGAUGGAAGGCGUUAA
Molecule: messenger RNA, 4158 nt
Organism: Mycosarcoma maydis (corn smut)
Lineage: Eukaryota; Fungi; Basidiomycota; Ustilaginomycetes; Ustilaginales
Exons: 1
Coding region: 1-4158 (1385 amino acids)
Molecular function (GO): protein binding
Source: RefSeq, a predicted model, not a curated record